AUGGCUGAAACAAAUGAUCAGUAUGGAACGUCAACAUUUCAAAUGAAAAUGAAUUCAUCAUUAUUGUCUAAUGAUCAGAAUAUGAUGAAUAAUUCUCAAAAACAUCUUCUAAAUCACGAUUUAUCGUCUACAGCGACAUCGCCCUAUGUAUACUCAGGCAUUUGCUCAUCAUGUCUCAAAGAGACAUCUCAGCUUAUUUCGUCUCCGUUUUCGUGUUCGUUUUCGUCUCCACAUCGUCUAUGUACAAAUUGUUUUCAAUACUUUGUGGAACAACAACAACAACAACAAGCAUUGAUUCAACCAAAAGCUCCUCUAUCAUCGAUCACUGCACCAUUAAACGGUUCAUCAAUUGAUAAUAAACCACCACUUUCAUUACAUGUGUCUCAUCAAACAACACAAAUUAAUCAUUAUUCACCUCUUUCGUCAUCCAGUUCUUCUUCGAGCUCAUCUAUGUCUUCGUGUUCGUCAAAAGUCAUUUCUGCAUCCUCUACAACAAAUCGUUCACAGAUGGUAACUGAUUACGAUGUAUUAUUGUCAAAUGAAUUAAAAUCAUUUGCUCAGGAAUUUCAUAGGACGAAUAAUAAUGAUAAUAAUAAUAAAUCUAUCAAAACAAAUCACUUUAUGAAUGAUCUCAUUGAUAUUCAUUCAUUUGAUUCUUUACUACCAAAUGGAAAUAAUGACGAUAGUUGUUUGAAUCAUUUUAAUAGUACGCUAUCACCAUUCGUACACACGUAUACAGAUCAACAAACAAGUGAUUUUACGAAAUAUUUUCAACAAAUAUUAAACACUACCAAUGCUUUUGACGAUAAUCCCCCAUCAACUAGUCCAACAAGUAGUAACAGUUCAAAUAGUGUUGACAAUCACCAACAACAAUUUCCUCUUAUUACUCCGAUACAACAAAAAACAUCAAAUAAGAAUGCUUAUGGUGGUAAUGAUCUAGUCAAUGGGAACUGCAUUAUACCCUCACAACCGAACACAUUUUCAUCUAGUUUACCAACUAAUCCAACAGAUUUUUUUCAACAACAACUACAGACAAUUCCUUCUACAACAACAAAUGUUUUUCAUCGUCAAUUAUCAGCAUUCUCAUCAUUUGAUGAUCAAAAUAACAGUAAUUAUCAUCAUCAACAACAGACAUUAGAAUCAAAUAAACUUGUUAACGGUGAUAAUUAUUCGCCAUAUUCGUCACUAGUCAAUAAUACAUUACCUGUCACAACCCCUAAUAAUAAUUCAUCAUUGUACUGUUGUUUUGCCAACAAUAUACCUUAUACAUAUUGUUUAGAUUGUGAAACAUCGCUAUGCGAAAAAUGUUCAAAUGAACAUCCUCGUUUAACAAUUUUUAAAGAUCAUCGUCAACAAAUUCUACCACGUCAAACGUUAUUCGAUUCGAAUACGUCUACAAAAUCAACACUUCCAUCUUCUUUAAUUAUGCAACACAUAACAGAUAAUAAAAGUUCAUCGUCAUCAUCAUUAAAACAAAAUCAAGAUCAUCUUAAUCAAUCAGUAUUAAAUAAUGAUCGAAAUUCACUUUAUUCAAAUUUAUUAGUCAAUGGUAUUCAUCCGUUUCCACAAAAAUCAUACUGUUCAACUGCCAAAACUGAUAUAUCAACAGGCAUGAAUAAUGAUGGUGCAAAUAAUGCAUUCAACAAUAUCUUAAAUUCAUUUUUUUCACAAUUAACUCUAACACCAUCAACAUCUUCUACUCCACUUUCAACAAAUACUACGGUUACAACACCUACAGGAUCCAUGGUACUUAAUAAUUCAUCAUCAAUUUCUUGUUCCGAACAUUCUAAUUUAAAAGCAUCCUAUUAUUGUGAUUUAUGUUCAAAAGCCUAUUGUCAAGAAUGUAAUCAACAACAUUCAACACAUCAUUCAUCAUUAACUCAUAUUCAAGAUACAAUUGAUAAUGCAAAACAAUUAACAAAAAAAUUUUUAAAUGAAUCACAAAUAUUAUUACUUCAUCUUGAUGAAUCAUUAAAACAAUCAACAAAAACCAUGGAAAAUAUUAAUAAUAAAUGUUCAACCGUUGAAAAUGAAAUAAAAGCUAUUAUUAAAUAUUUUCUAGAUAUUUUAACAAAUAGACAAGAUUAUUUAUUAAAAAAUUUAGAUAAAAUACAAACAAUUAAAACUCAAAUAGUACAAAAACAAAUUAAUGAAUUAAAUACUGUUAUAAGACAAUUGCACAACACAAUUGUGGAUUGUAAUGAUUGUUUAAAAAAUGGUAAUGAUAAUGAAUUAAUUCGUAUUCGUAAUCGUCUAUGGAAUGAAACAUUAAAAAUGAAACAGACAAUAAAUCAAUACAUGAAACCAAUUGAAGAUGAUUCAAUUCAAUUUCAACAAUCAUUGCCAACAUUAAAUAAAACAUUAUUGAAUUUUGGUCAAAUAACAACAAAUUCUUAUGGACCAUUAUGUGAAUUAUAUGGUGAUGGUAUUCAUUAUGCAAUUAAAAAUAAAUUAACAAUAUUAAAUUUACAGACAAAAAAUCAUCUUGGUGAAAAUCGCAGUUGUGGCAGUGAUGUAGUACAAUGUUUAUUACAACAAAUUGGAGAUACUUCCAUAACAUCAAACGGUAUUCAAUGUGAAAUAUACGAUAGACAAAAUGGACAAUAUUUUAUUACUUAUAUUAUUAAUAAUGAAGGGUAUUAUCUAUUGAAUGUUUAUGUUAAUAGUAAUCCAAUUAAAGAUAAUCCAUUUCAUAUACAAGUUAGACAAAAUCGAAAUUAUUCAACAAUUGGACGUUUAAUAUUUGAAUUUGGUGGUGAAGGUGAUCAUGAUGGAAAAUUGUGUCGACCUUGGGGUGUUUGCUGUGAUAAUCAAUCAAAUAUUAUUGUUGCAGAUAGAUCAAAUAAUCGUGUACAAAUUUAUGAUAAACAUGGAAAAUUUAUACGAAAAUUUGGUACACAAGGAAAUCGACCUGGUCAAUUUGAUAGACCGGCUGGUGUUGCAUUCGAUAAAUUAUUAAAUAGAAUUAUUGUUACAGAUAAAGAUAAUCAUCGAAUUCAGAUAUUUACAGUCAAUGGAGAAUAUUUAUUUAAAUUUGGUGAAAAAGGUACAAAACCCGGUCAAUUUAAUUAUCCAUGGGAUGUUGCAGUUAAUAAUGAAUGUCAAAUAUUAAUAUCAGACACUCGUAAUCAUCGUAUUCAAUUAUUUACAAAAGAUGGUUUAUUUUUAAGAAAAUAUGGUUUUGACGGUCCAAUAUGGAAACAAUUUGAUUCUCCUCGAGGUGUAGCAUUUAAUAAUAAUGGACAUGUUAUUGUUAGUGAUUUUAAUAAUCAUCGUUUACUCAUUAUAACAUCAGAUUUUCAAACAGCUCGUUUUCUUGGCACCGAAGGUACAGCAAAUGGACAAUUUCUUCGUCCUCAAGGUGUCGAUGUUGAUUGUGAAGGCAAUAUUAUUGUGGCUGAUUCAAGAAAUUAUCGUGUACAAAUAUUUUCACCACAAGGUACAUUUAAAACAAAAUUUGGUAUGCAAGGUUCUGGAUAUAAUCAAAUGGAUCGACCAUCAGGUAUUUGUGUAUCACCCGAGGGCUACAUCAUUGUUGUAGAUUUUGGAAAUAAUCGAAUACUAGCUUAUUGA
This is a messenger RNA of Didymodactylos carnosus, 3573 nucleotides long. The record is from the annotation of a GenBank genome assembly. NCBI's taxonomy places the organism in Eukaryota, Metazoa, Rotifera, Eurotatoria, Philodinida, Philodinidae.